AUGGAUGUCGAUGUGGGGAAGAUGCCCGAACCGCACAGGCUAUCGCCUACAACCGACCCUGGAUCGAUACCAACACUUGAUGGCUGGAUUGAGAACCUUAUGAACUGCAAACAGCUGGCAGAGAACGAUGUCUCGAGACUUUGUGACAGGGCUCGAGAGGUUCUGCAAGAAGAAUCGAAUGUGCAGCCAGUAAAAUGCCCUGUGACUGUCUGUGGUGACAUCCACGGUCAGUUCCACGAUCUGAUGGAGCUUUUCCGAAUUGGUGGACCAAAUCCAGACACCAAUUAUCUCUUCAUGGGUGACUACGUUGAUCGUGGCUAUUACUCCGUCGAAACCGUCACUCUCCUCGUCGCCCUCAAAAUCCGAUAUCCUUCGCGCAUCACCAUACUCCGAGGUAACCAUGAAUCCCGCCAGAUCACCCAAGUCUACGGCUUCUACGACGAGUGCUUGCGAAAGUACGGCAACGCCAAUGUCUGGAAAUAUUUUACCGAUCUCUUUGACUAUCUCCCACUCACUGCCCUCAUCGACAACCAGAUUUUCUGCCUACACGGAGGACUGAGUCCCAGCAUUGACACAUUAGACAAUAUCAGAAGUCUAGACCGUAUCCAAGAAGUGCCGCAUGAAGGACCAAUGUGCGACCUGUUGUGGAGUGAUCCAGACGACAGAUGUGGAUGGGGGAUCAGUCCUAGAGGGGCUGGGUACACGUUUGGUCAAGACAUCAGCGAAGCAUUCAACCACAAUAACGGCCUGACCUUGGUGGCAAGAGCGCAUCAGCUUGUCAUGGAGGGUUACAAUUGGAGCCAGGAUCGGAACGUGGUGACUAUCUUCAGUGCACCCAAUUACUGCUACAGAUGUGGUAAUCAGGCUGCAAUUAUGGAGAUAGAUGAGCAUCUAAAGUACACUUUCCUACAAUUCGACCCUUGUCCGCGAGCAGGCGAACCGAUGGUCAGUAGACGAACACCAGAUUACUUCCUUUAG
This is a messenger RNA of Endocarpon pusillum Z07020, 978 nucleotides long. Its product is annotated as Serine/threonine-protein phosphatase PP2A catalytic subunit. The transcript has 5 exons. Gene Ontology annotation, molecular function: protein serine/threonine phosphatase activity. Bases 1 to 978 code for a protein of 325 amino acids. Gene Ontology annotation, cellular component: cytosol. The record is from RefSeq and is a predicted model, not a curated record. Lineage: Eukaryota; Fungi; Ascomycota; Eurotiomycetes; Verrucariales; Verrucariaceae. Gene Ontology annotation, biological process: mitotic cell cycle; peptidyl-serine dephosphorylation.